Messenger RNA from Aureococcus anophagefferens, 1257 nucleotides. RefSeq lists its product as hypothetical. Gene Ontology annotation, molecular function: calcium ion binding. The record is from RefSeq and is a predicted model, not a curated record. The transcript has a single exon. Bases 1 to 1257 code for a protein of 418 amino acids. Lineage: Eukaryota; Pelagophyceae; Pelagomonadales; Pelagomonadaceae.
AUGAUCCACGAGGAGCGGCCGAACUCGCGGGGCCUGGGGUCCCUCGUGAAGCUGAGCAGCGAUCUCAAGGUCGACAGCCCCGACGUCGCCGAGGAGACGCGCACGGAGCUCCUCGAGAAGCUGCGCCUGGACAGCACGCGGCGCGCCCACCUCCUGGAGCAGCACCGCGCCGAGAGCAACAUGGAGGACUCGCGGCGCCACAGCCGCAUCCACAAGCGGCCGGGCUACGAGGCCAUGCGCGAGCGCCACGAGCACCUGAAGGACGUCGACGAGUGGUUCCGGUCGCUGGACGUGGACCACACGAACACGGUCGACGCCCACGAGCUCAUCGGCCCCUUCACGGUGCUGGGCAUGGCGAAGACGCGCACGGACGUCGAGGACCUCGCGGAGCAGAUCGAGCUCCACGACAGCGACGGCAUCAAGGGCCUGAGCAUCGAGGAGUUCCGCGCGUUCGUCGCGACGCACGGCCUCAAGCCCGAGGAGCUGCGGAGCCGCGCCUCCGCGGCCGUCAAGCCCAAGAAGGCGCCGUCGACGAGCGGCGACAAGGCCGCGGCGAAGCGCGCGGAGGAGCUGCGGCUCCACGAGCUCGACCUCCGGACGCAGAUCCUCAUGAACCGGCGGGGCCAGGUCAUGGAGGCGCUCAUGGCCCACGCGACGACGUCCACGGAGCCCGACGUGAAGCGGUGCCGGGAGCUCCAGGGCACGCUGCGGACGCUGGUGAAACACAAGGAGUGGAGCGACCGCAUCACGGGCCCGCUCGGCGACGAGGACCGCGAGCGCUCGGCGACCGCGCGGCGCAUGGCCCAGCUCGAGGCGACCUUCCCCCAGCGCCUGCUCUUCGAGCUCGACCGGCGCGACAAGGCCAAGGCCCACACGACCUGCAGCCCCCAGCGGUCGCGCGCGUCGCGGACGAUCCGCCAGGUCCUCGGCGGGAGCGGCCGGCCCGCGAAGCUCGUCUUCGGCGGCGGCGAGAAGUACGUGUCGCGCUACGCGACGUCCAAGUCCGCCGUCAACGUCGGCGGCAAGCUCGAGAAGCAGGACGACAAGCGCAAGGAACUCGUGAGCCGAGCGUUCUACGGCCACCGGAAAGCCGACCGGUCCGGCACCGUCGGCGUGCCCCUCUACCGGCCGGGCUCGCCCUUCCCCGUGCUCAUCCACGCGUCCACGCGCAAGCCCGAGGACGUGCACCUGCCGGCGCAGAGCCGCAAGUCCCUCCUCCUCGCCGCGGCGCACCGCCGGCCCGUAACAGCCUUUUAG